This is a messenger RNA of Aricia agestis (brown argus), 2350 nucleotides long. RefSeq lists its product as uncharacterized. Lineage: Eukaryota; Metazoa; Arthropoda; Insecta; Lepidoptera; Lycaenidae. The transcript has 6 exons. The record is from RefSeq and is a predicted model, not a curated record. Bases 196 to 1839 code for a protein of 547 amino acids.
ACAAUUCACAAAUAGACUCCAUAUUGUUGUUAUUUGUGAUUUGUGAAGUGAUAUUGAUAUUACAAGAAAUAUGUUCAGUUUUGUAGUUCUACAUCUUAUUGAUUAUUUUUAACAACUCAGUUGGUAAUAGUGAACGUCUCCUAUUAUGAGAAACAAUCAUUUUAUUAUUAUUUGCUAAUUAAUUUGUGAGAGAAGAUGAAGCCAAUUUUGUUUCGUUUCAUAUUAGUUUUUAUAGUCAAUUGCGUUGUGGGACAACAUAAUCAGAUAUGUGAAAACAGUACGACAGUCUCCCGUAGUUGUACAACACAGAUACUAGGAGAGGACUACAUUCACGAUGGUUCCUGCAAGGUUGAAGUUAUACCGCCGGACAGUGCACACUGCACCGAUAAUUUCGGGCCCAUAUCUUCGAACGCGCACAUUGGUGGAGUCAGCCUACGACCAUACCUACUCCCGGUGGAUUUUGAUAACUCUACAGUCAAAUAUUCGCUAAACCACGCUGUACUGAACAUCACUUUCAGCAAUAUAAAGUGGAAAACUAUGAAGUUCAGAUUCCAAAAGUAUAAAAGCACAGCAAUUGUAAGCUACUGUCGGAACAUCAUACUAUCAAAUGAUGUAACAUUCAAUGACCAAUCAGUGCUUUAUUACGACUGCUACUGGGCUCUCACUGAAGGCAACAAUAUUGGGCAGAGCCAUAUCCUCGACUUUGAAGCGACAAAUGAUGGUGUUGUCAACAGGGGACGCUAUUAUUUCAACAUGCCCUCUGCUGAUAUGUUAAGUCCUACAAUCACAGAAGUAGAUUGGAAACCAUUUGUUUACAUCGAGAUCUUCACGAGUACAAUGAGAUUACACAUUGUCCCACCACCCUUCCAACUUCACAUACCCGAAUAUAAAAUAGAAGUUAUGUGGGAGAAUGAAAACGGAACUGCUAAGUCGGAACUUGUAAAAGUAGCUAAUGUCAAGGUGAAGAACAGGACAAGUGAAGUCACAUAUGACUAUAGUAUGUUGAAGGACCCCGGGGCAUACUACUUCAAUGUACAGCCUAUGCAUGACUUGUGCAAAUUCAGGAAAGUUGACUGUAAGACUGUCAAAAGUCCGAAGAUCAAAAUAAGUAAAGAAGUCCAUGAGUCAUUUAACAUCUGCAUAGCCAGCAUCACAGCUUUGAUCGUAGCUACUCUGUUUGCUUACUACAUCGUGUUGCGUGUAAUAAGGCGAUACUGGUGUAAAGAAUAUGCCCAAGAGAUUCCACCGCCCACGAAGGUAUUGGUCGUUUACUCACCAGCAAAUCGUCUUCACGCGGAAUGUGUCGCCUCAUUUGUGACGUACCUACGAUCAGAAUAUGGCUUCGAGGUUAUGUAUGAUGGUGACAUAUCAAACACGGCUCAUGGAGACCCCUUCAUUUGGGCCCAGGAGGCUUUCAAUCUGGCCUCCCACGUCAUCUACAUCGUCGGGCCCAUGGAAAACACAAAUCUGUACAACAACAUAUACGACAAACCGAUUCUGGCACAUAAGGAUGUGGAUGUGAUGCUGCUUUCCCUGUUGAAAGGCAACAAAGUGUCUAAAUGUCCAAAAGAUGUCAUGAACGUAUUCUUCGAACAUUCGAACGGACCGAUACCGGUUGAAACUAAGCAUGAUAAGGUAUUCUUCCUCCUAAAGGACUGGCAGAAGCUGAUUGCGUAUUUGUCGAGGAAUCUCCUGCCGAAGAGGCAGUUGAUGCGUACUGAGAAAGGUAAGAAUUUAUUGGAUGACUUGACGCGGGCCAAGAAAUUGUUGAGUGGGAGGAAUGAUGACGUGAUUGUUAAAUGCGAUAUGAAUUCCAUUGAGAAGAAAGUCCUUUUGUAAAGAAAAUGAUGGAAUAGAAAUGGUAUACGAAACGCGCCAGUUGGGAAAAAAUGGCGUCAAUUUUCAUUGCCAUGGCACGGCAAAAAUUUUUGGCUCGAAAUUACGCGUACGUACGUUAUUAUGAAAUUAUGCGGCGCGUCUGUUUCUCGAAAAUGUUGAAAAAGCCCUUUUUUUAAGAGUUUUGUCAAGAGAUUAUGUUAAUGGAUUGCUAUUCAAAUUCAAUAUGGUAUUAUAUAAUUAUUGUUUAAUGCAGAGGUUACAAACCUUUUUACAAAUGAAUUCUUUGUGGUCGGAUAAACAUUUCAAUAACUGGUUCAUUAUAUCUGAACAUAUAUAUGUAUAAAAUUGUUAUCUACAUUUAUUAAGAAAUUAUAAGUGUUUAUAUCUUUAAUAUGGAGGCAGGGGAUAUCUGUUUAAGAGUUAUUUUUCUACAUAUACAAUAUGAUAUGAUACUUAUAAAAUUGUUGAUAAUAUAUAGACAUAAACUUGUGUCAUAUGUCAAUUGUGCGUU